Messenger RNA from Sporothrix brasiliensis 5110, 870 nucleotides. RefSeq lists its product as uncharacterized. The record is from RefSeq and is a predicted model, not a curated record. The coding region runs from base 1 to 870 and encodes 289 amino acids. Lineage: Eukaryota; Fungi; Ascomycota; Sordariomycetes; Ophiostomatales; Ophiostomataceae. The transcript has 3 exons.
AUGGCUGCGAAGACUUCUGCAGUGGCUGAUCAGGAGCCACUCUCGGUCCUGAUCGCCCUGCAGGACAAGUUUGAUCUUAUUGACUUCGCCGGCCCGCUUGAGGUCUUUAACUGGGCGCAGCACGACGCCAAGGACCCUAAUACCAAGGCCUUUGAUAUCACCGUCGCCGGUGGCGAGCCCAAGGUCCUCUCUGGCCAGAAUGUUGUCAUUGGCUCGCAAAUCUCGUUCAAGGAAGCGUACGAUCAGCUCGAAGACUUUGACAUCCUUGUCAUUGUGGGCGGCAACACGGCCGAGAUCCUCAAGACGCGGGCCGAACCUCUGGGCCUCAUUCAGAAGUUCUCUGAACUGCAAAAGGCCAAUCCCAUCCAGGAGCGCACUCUUUUGUCGAUCUGCACCGGCUCCCUCUUUUUGGCCGACCUGGGCAUCCUCGCCGGCCUGUCUGCCACCACACACCCCGACUACCUCACUACAUUUGAGAACCUGUGCAGCCAGGCUGCGACACGCAACUUGGACGAGCGCACUGACGUCAUUGAAGACGCGCGCUACGUCGUGAACAACCUCCGCUUCGACCUCGGCGACGAGGACGACAACCCAUACAUCCGCCGCAAGUCGGACGCCCGCCGUCCUUCCAACGCCAGAAAGGGAAGCAUCUCCCUGAAGGGCUCUUCGCGCCGCGAAUCCAUUGCUCGCCGUGCUGCCAUGCGCCUCGGUGGCCUGCGCGUCAUUACUGCCGGAGGCAUCUCCUCCGGCAUCGACGCUGCCCUCUACACGGUCAGCGCCCUUGUGUCUGAGGAAGCGGCCAACGAGGUGGCCAGAAUGCUUCAGUGGACCUGGACUAAGGGCGUCGUCGUAGAUGGCUUGGAUGUGUGA